GCUCUCUGGCUCCUGUACCUGUUCGUCAUCCUCGGUGUGACAGCGGAGAAGUUCUUCUGCCCCAACUUAUCGGCCAUCUCCACCAACCUGAAGCUGUCUCACAACGUGGCUGGUGUCACCUUCUUGGCCUUUGGCAACGGGGCACCGGAUGUCUUCAGCGCCGUGGUGCCCUUCUCUGCUGAGGAGUACCGGCCGCUGCUCCCCUCCCGGGAGACCUCCCUGCGCAUCCUCACCGCUGCCCUCAGCCCCUUGGACUACGGCAAGUGGAGGAGGAAGCCCUGGUACUGGCGGCUCUUCAAAGUCUUGAAGGUGCCCGUGGAGCUGGCGCUGCUGCUCACCGUCCCCGUCGUGGACCCCGACAAGGAUGACUUGAACUGGAAGAGACCCCUCAACUGCCUGCACGUCCUCACCAGCCCCCUGCUCUGUGUCCUCACCCUCAAGUCGGGCGCCUAUGGGCUGUACCAGAUCCAGGGCGUCUUCCCUGUCUGGGGACUGGUCACGCUAGUUGGCUCUGUCCUGGCCAUCAUCAUCUUCAUCACCACAAGCAACGAGGAGCCCCCAAAGUACCACUGCGUAUUUGCCUUCCUCGGCUUUUUGGCCAGUGCCAUGUGGAUCAACGCGGCGGCCACGGAGCUGGUGAACAUCCUCCGGACCCUGGGCAUCAUCUUCCAGCUGAGCAACACCGUGCUGGGCUUGACGCUGCUGGCCUGGGGCAACAGCAUCGGUGACACCUUCUCUGACCUCACCAUGGCACGGCAGGGCUACCCCCGCAUGGCCUUCUCUGCCUGCUUCGGGGGCAUCAUCUUCAACAUCCUGGUGGGCGUCGGGCAGAUGCCCAGCAGCCAGCUGGACCCUGGCGUCACCCCACGUUGCUCCCCAUCCCUCCGGCAGCUGGAGCCUGACAGCCUCCUGGUCUGGAUCCUCGCCGGAGCGCUGGGUCUGAGCUUGGUCUUCUCCUUCGUGUCGGUGCCCGCGCAGUGCUUCCAGCUGGGCAAGGCAUACGGUGUCUGCCUCCUGCUCUACUACCUGGCUUUCCUCUGCGUGGCUCUGCUGACCGAGUUCAGGGUGAUCCGUCUCCCGGUCCUCUGA
Messenger RNA from Opisthocomus hoazin, 1089 nucleotides. The record is from RefSeq and is a predicted model, not a curated record. Lineage: Eukaryota; Metazoa; Chordata; Aves; Opisthocomiformes; Opisthocomidae.